This is a messenger RNA of Aspergillus campestris IBT 28561, 736 nucleotides long. RefSeq names its product superoxide dismutase SOD1 (gene sod1). NCBI's taxonomy places the organism in Eukaryota, Fungi, Ascomycota, Eurotiomycetes, Eurotiales, Aspergillaceae. The coding region runs from base 1 to 465 and encodes 154 amino acids. The transcript has 5 exons. Gene Ontology annotation, molecular function: superoxide dismutase activity; copper ion binding. Gene Ontology annotation, biological process: removal of superoxide radicals. The record is from RefSeq and is a predicted model, not a curated record.
AUGGUCAAGGCUGUUGCUGUCCUCCGUGGUGACUCCAAGGUGUCGGGCACCGUCACCUUCGAGCAGAACGACGAGAACACCCCCACCACCGUCUCCUGGAACGUCACCGGCAACGACGCCAACGCCCAGCGUGGUUUCCACGUCCACCAGUUCGGUGACAACACCAACGGCUGCACCUCCGCCGGUCCUCACUUCAACCCCUUCAGCAAGACCCACGGCGCUCCCACCGAUGAGGAACGCCACGUCGGUGACCUGGGCAACUUCACCACCGAUGCCGAGGGCAACGCCGUUGGCUCCAAGACCGACAAGCUGGUCAAGCUGAUCGGUGCCCAGAGCGUUCUUGGCCGCACCCUGGUCGUCCACGCUGGUACCGAUGAUCUGGGCCAGGGUGGCAACGAGGAGUCCAAGAAGACUGGCAACGCUGGUGCCCGUCCUGCCUGUGGUGUCAUUGGCAUUGCUGCUUAAAUUGAUAUCCCACAUUCAAUUCACCAUAGGGGAUGAUGUUUUUAUUCGUAUUAUUCCUGAUCUAAAAUCAAAGGAGAAACAAAAUGAAUGAAGGAUUCCCCAUUGUAUUCCCAGAUUUAUUCUCUGAUGUAUUCUCUGAUUUAUUCUCUGAUUGUAUUCCCUGAUAUUCACUGGAUAAAUUGACAGCAUAUCUGCACGUUGGACAGGAUCCAGUACCAGAAUGUGGCAAUCCUUGUAUUCCUCUUCUUAGCAAUGGACUGUAUGAUCUGAU